ACGAGCAGCGGCAGGCACUUCGCUGGCUCUGGGUUCCCUCGGGGAAGUUUUAUAUUGUUUAUAUCCAUUUUUGUAAACAUUUAAUAUUGUGUUUCCUAGAAACUUUUAAUACUUUGAUACACUGGUUUUGACAUUUUCUAACAACGAAACCUGGCAAGAAUUGGCUAUAGCUUGCUAGCUUGGAAACACUGGAUUUUUCCGUCUCUUCUUUUGACAAAGGCUGCUGAUGAGCCAGCGAAGAUACUGAACAAGAUAAUAAUACGGCGUUUUUAAAGCACCAUUUGGUGUAGUAAUAACUGAUGCACUGUCUUCCCUGUAUUUAAAAGCGACCGGUCGUUGCUGCUGUUUGCGAAGCUAACGUUAAACGCUGAAGGGAACAUAGCUAACGUUAACGGCAGCCAGCCUCAGGAGAGAAUGACGGCUGUUCAGCUGAUAAAUAUCCAACGGUUACUGGAAGCUGCGGAAUAUCUAGAGAGGAGAGAAAGAGAGUGUGAACACGGAUAUGCUUCGACAUUUCCGUCAAAUCAGAACACAAACUACCAGAGGCAAAGAAAAUUCCGAAAUAAGAAGUUCAGCAGUAACCACAAUAGGUCCACACAUAAUGAGCUGGAGAAGAACAGACGAGCUCACCUGCGGCUGUGUCUGGAGCGGUUGAAGGCCCUCAUACCUUUGGGACCUGACUGCAAUCGCCACACCACCCUGGGCCUGCUCAACAAAGCCAAAGCACACAUAAAGAAACUUGAAGAGGUGGACAGGAAGAGCCAGUACCAGCUGGAGUCUCUGGAGCGUGAGCAGAGGCACCUCCAGCGCCAGCUGGAGCUGCUGAGGGGAGGCAGCGGUGCUGCAACCCAGAGCAGCCCAGGAGAGGGGGAGAGGAUACGCAUGGACAGUGUGGGCUCCACCCUCUGCUCCGACCGCUCCGACUCUGACCAAGAGGAGAUCGAGGUGGACGUGGAAAGCACGGAGUUCUCCCAUGGAGAGCUGGACAGUGUGAGCACGGCCAGCACCAGCGACCUGGACGACCACAGCAGCCUGCAGAGCAUGGCCAGCGACGAGGGCUACUCCUCCUGCAGUGUCAAACUUGCCUUCUCCUCCUAGAGCCCCACAUCUCCACCACCACCAACACCACCACCUCCCCGCCAAACCGACCUGCGCUCCCAUCUGUUUAUCCAUCCAGCCAUGCCUACAUACAUACACCCAGUCACCUUAGACGACGGCCAGGCCCCCAGCUAAUGGCGUUCCCGUCGCUCUGAGAAGCGCUGCCCUCCUACUCCUAGCCUUUUUAGUUGCUUUUAGUCCCCCCCACCCCC
Messenger RNA from Seriola dumerili (greater amberjack), 1310 nucleotides. It is a transcript of the gene mxi1, whose product is annotated as MAX interactor 1, dimerization protein. Gene Ontology annotation, biological process: regulation of transcription by RNA polymerase II. The record is from RefSeq and is a predicted model, not a curated record. The coding region runs from base 415 to 1098 and encodes 227 amino acids. Lineage: Eukaryota; Metazoa; Chordata; Actinopteri; Carangiformes; Carangidae. The transcript has 6 exons. Gene Ontology annotation, molecular function: protein dimerization activity; RNA polymerase II cis-regulatory region sequence-specific DNA binding; DNA-binding transcription factor activity, RNA polymerase II-specific.